AUGAACCGCCUAUUUGGCUCCAAGAGCACGGCUCCCAAGCCGACGCUCGACGGCGCGAUCUCCAAGGUCGACGACCGCGUAUCCAACAUCGACGUCAAACUCGCCGCCCUAAACUCCGAACUCUCCACCUACCAAGCCAAGCUCUCCAAAAUGCGCGACGGACCCGGCAAAAACGCCCUCCGCCAAAAGGCCCUCAAAAUCCUCCAACGGCGAAAACAAUACGAGGCCCAGCGCGACCAGCUCUCCCAACAAUCCUGGAACAUGGAGCAAGCCGGCAUGAUGCAGGAUAAUCUAAAAGAACUCGACGCAAUGAAGACCACAACCAAGGAACUGAAGAAACAAUAUGGAAAAGUCGACAUCGAUAAAAUCGAGCAGAUGCAGGACGAGAUGGCCGAUCUGAUGGAAGUCGGAAAUGAGAUUCAGGAGAGUAUCUCGCGGGCCUAUGAUUUGCCCGAGGAGGUGGAUGAGGCGGAUCUGGAUGCGGAACUCGAGGCUCUCGGCGAAGAAUCGAUGUUCGACUCGGCUAUUGGGGAAGAUGCUGUGCCGAGUUUCUUACAGGAUGAGGUUGCUCCGCCACAGUUUAUCGAUGAGCCACCUGAACAGGCGAAGGUUAAAGAGGCUGCGGGCGGUCUUGGAUAA
Messenger RNA from Penicillium waksmanii, 639 nucleotides. RefSeq names its product putative SNF7 family protein (Cta1). Gene Ontology annotation, cellular component: multivesicular body. The record is from RefSeq and is a predicted model, not a curated record. Lineage: Eukaryota; Fungi; Ascomycota; Eurotiomycetes; Eurotiales; Aspergillaceae. Bases 1 to 639 code for a protein of 212 amino acids. The transcript is spliced from 3 exons. Gene Ontology annotation, biological process: vesicle budding from membrane; late endosome to vacuole transport via multivesicular body sorting pathway.